CGUAUUUCCACGCAUUGAAAGCAACAAAACAACAUAUGAAACAGCCAAUGGCGCGCAUCUUUUGAAUCUAAGAGCGGCAAGCGGGUGGGAAAAGACCAGUUGCGGCGUCUUACAUUGAUGCGUUUGUGUGCUUACGUUGGAGGUCGCUUCCGCUCGAGAUAGAGCCGGUAAAAUCAGCGAUCGCCAUGGGAUCUGCUUUGUCGUACCAUAGCCGUUCGAGAAAUAUUACGAUCAUUCAAAACAAGAUUUCGCAAGAGCAGAGAUGCCUGCCUGUUGUUGUGGCUGUGUGUAAUACAGAAACGCAGAUCAACACUGGAAAAUAUACUCAUUUAUCAGACGCUCUUUUGUUGAAGAUUUUCUCAUAUUUUACAAUUGAGGACUUGAUGCGCAUAUCAAGAGUCUGUCAGCAAUGGCGCCGCGUAGGCCUGGAUCCAAGUUUGUGGCGGAGCGUUGAUUUGUCCUCUUGUGCCCACGCGCGAAUCCGCGACAGGACCGUAAUUUGUUUAGUUUCGCGCGUUACGUCCUCUGCUAUCACGUACAUUGAUCUUUCAGGAUCUGGGUGUUCUCGUCUUACAAACGUUAGCUUGUUUCACAUCGCCCGUCAAUGCCACAAACUUCGCAAACUUUGCGUCUGCAAUCGCAAUCGAAUCACGAGCACUGGAAUCGAGAUGGUAGCAAGACAUUGUCCUUAUUUGGAAGUUCUCAGAAUGUCGAAAUGCCCUCUUAUACUAUCUCGGGGACUCGGCUUCGUGUUGCGUCGCUCAAAGCUGUUACGAGAACUCGACGUUAGUGGAUGUUUGUGGGUCACUGAUGCGGUUCUCGCUGAGAUCGGACAGCUUUGUGUUUGUUUAGUUUACCUCAGUAUCGAGGGCUGCAAAAAAGUCACGGACAAUGGCAUAGUCAAUCUCGCGAACUCAUGCACCACUAUUAAACACAUCAAUCUACGGAACACCAAACGAAUUUCUAACGCAGGAAUGGAACAAUUUUUAACCAAGUUGCCCGACCUAGAGGGUCUGGAAAUUGGUUUGGUCCGUAAAGGUCGCGGAACCGCUGCCGUGUUGAACCUUGUAGCGACACACUGUAAGAACCUUACGUUUUUUGACUAUCAAGAGUGUCUUCCCACUCCUGUAGAUGACGUCCUUUGUCAGAUCGCCGAACAGUGUCAGAGAUUGCGCUUCAUGGGAGUCAGAUAUCAGUACCAGACUCUCUCAAAUAACUUAGUGCUCACUUUGACAAAAUUGUGUCCGAGCCUCGUCAGAAUUGACGCAAGUUUGCGCUUUUAUAUAUGAAUUUAUCUGCGCUGAAUUGAAAAGAUGGUCCGAAGUAAGCUUCGAAUAAAAAAAAGAAAAAAAAAAGAAAAAGAAAGAAAAACAAUAUAAAAAUUCAUCUUUGAAUAAAAUACGUUCCCAUAGUUACACAUCGCAUAACCUGACUUCAAUAGCUAACCCAAGGUAAACAAUUCCUAAGGGAGGUGACAUGAGAUAAUAUCUGUGAGAAAGUACCUUAGAGGAAACUGAAGCAUUACAGAUGGUGUGGUUUUCUAAAGAAGUGUAAUUUUUUAGCGUAAUCACCUUGAAAGGAGCUGUCAUUGUUGGAUUUGAAACCAAAAUGAGAGAAAUCUUAACAGACGAUUAUUGACUCUAGAAUUAGAAGAUUGCAAUCGAGGUUGUUGACGAAGUAACGUUCUCACUACGGAAGCCAAAAUGGUCCGAAGAGUCUUUAUGAUUCCCUCACAUUGACUCUUGUUCGCCUUGUUAGGCCAUGGCUGCUCUAGGUUUUUCAAUUAAAUUAUAGAUGACUGCCGGUAGGAUAGAUUAUUGUCUUAACGUUAGUAAGAUUGUCGUUUGUAGUGAAUGUAUAGCAACUUUAGAUUUUGACAAUUUUGUCUUAUAGAAACAAAAUAAAAUCAGGCUUGACGAGUGGAAAAACUUUGCUGAAAUUGGACAAGGAGAAAGAAAAAUAAGGAUCGUCCUAUUUGUUUCUGAUUGGAUGUUUAAAAAUAAAACGGCUUUUGCAUUGCUUUUCCAUUGCACUGAAGCAUUCUCCAAAGUCCGCUUCCCAGAAAAGUGGAAAAAGACAAGUCUGUUUGAUAAAUUUCUCUCUGACUAGGCUAAUUUCUUCUCCUUUCGUGCGAAAUAUGUAG
This is a messenger RNA of Stylophora pistillata, 2143 nucleotides long. RefSeq lists its product as uncharacterized. Gene Ontology annotation, molecular function: protein binding. Lineage: Eukaryota; Metazoa; Cnidaria; Anthozoa; Scleractinia; Pocilloporidae. The record is from RefSeq and is a predicted model, not a curated record. Gene Ontology annotation, cellular component: cytoplasm.